This is a messenger RNA of Sphenostylis stenocarpa, 1602 nucleotides long. Lineage: Eukaryota; Viridiplantae; Streptophyta; Magnoliopsida; Fabales; Fabaceae. The record is from the annotation of a GenBank genome assembly.
AUGAUGCCACUGGUUUUAGUUGUGUUCUCAUGUUUACUUUUUGCAUUAUCAAAGCAAGGAUAUGUCCUAGAGAUUCUCCUUGAAAGAGAGACCUGGGUGAAACAAGUCGCAGGGUCCUAUUCUAUCAUAAACAUGGGAGAGGAGAAUGUUAAACAGCCAUUGUUGGAGAGGAAGAAGUACUACGAGAACUGCCCCGGUUGCAAAGUCGAUCAAGCCAAAGAGCUGAGUGAGGGACAAGGUGUACCCUUUAGAAAUCUUUUUAUCAUAUGGAUGUUGGUGUUGUAUACUGCACUGCCAAUAGCAUCUCUCUUUCCAUUCCUUUAUUUCAUGGUCAGGGAUUUUAAUAUUGCGGAAACAGAAGCUGAUAUUAGUUAUUAUGCUGGUUAUGUGGGUUCUGCUUUCAUGCUUGGCAGAUGUUUGACAUCUGUGUUGUGGGGAAUGGUAGCUGAUCGCUAUGGUCGAAAGCCUGUAAUAGUUAUAGGGGUUGUUGUAAUUGUCAUUUUCAACACACUAUUUGGCUUUAGCACAAGUUUUUGGAUGGCUGUUAUUACGAGAUUUUGUCUGGGAAGUUUAAAUGGUAUGCUUGGACCAGUGAAGGCCUAUGCCACUGAAAUUUUUAGAGAGGAACACCAUGCUAUAGGGCUCUCAACUGUCAGUGCAGCUUGGGGCACAGGUUUAAUCAUUGGCCCAGCAUUGGGAGGCUAUUUGGCUCAGCCAGUAGAGAAGUACCCAAAUGUAUUUCCAAAGGAUUCCUUUUGGGACAAGUUUCCAUACUGCUUGCCCAACCUUAUAAUAUCAGCAUUAGCGUUUAUAGUAAUUAUUUGCUGUUUCUGGAUUCCGGAAACACUUCACAACCACAGUUCUAGCAGUGAGUCCAUAGACGAUGUCGAAGCUAUAGAAAAUGGAAACAGUGGAGCUGACAAAGAAAUGAUAAUCCAGAAGAAGGAAAACCUCCUCCUGAAUUGGCCCUUAAUGUCAUCUAUCAUUAUUUAUUGUGCUUUCUCACUUCAUGAUAUUGCUUAUCAAGAGGUUUUCUCAUUAUGGGCUGUCAGUCCUCGAAAGCUAGGGGGUUUGAGCUUCUCAACUAAUGAUGUUGGUAAUGUUCUUUCAAUAACAGGUGUUGCUCUUAUCAUUUACCAACUUUUGGUAUAUCCAUCUGUGGAAAGAGCUUGUGGACCUGUUGGAAUUGGGCGCAUUACAGGGAUGUUAUCAAUACCUCUUUUGCAAAGCUACCCCUUCAUUGCAUUGUUGUCCGGCGUCGCAGUAUACGUAGUCGUAGUUAUUGCUUCAAUUCUAAAGAAUAUUCUGUCUACCACCAUUAUUACUGGUUUGUUCCUCCUACAAAACCGAGCAGUGGAACAACACCAAAGGGGGGCUGCUAAUGGCAUUGCUAUGACAGCCAUGUCUCUAUUCAAAGCUAUUGGCCCUGCUGCAGGUGGUGCAGUAUUAACUUGGUCACAAAAGCGGAUGGAUGCUUCAUUCCUCCCAGGCACUCAUAUGGUGUUCUUUGUCCUGAACAUAGUUGAAGUUGUUGGAAUAUUAAUGAUGUUCAAACCAUUCUUUGCUGAGAAGAAGAAAACACCCUCAGAUCAGUUACACUGA